AUGCCAAACAAGACAGCGCUGGCCAUCCUCGCGCUCUCGCGCCUCGUCGACUUCUGGCAAAUGGCGUCCCUCCAGUCCUACAUGGUCGAACAACUCCGCUCCUUCGACAUCGGGAUCCCCACCGCCUCCCUCUCGUACCAGGCCGGCGUCCUGCAAGGCUCAUUCACGUUCGCGCAGAUCGUGACUUCCAUUCUCUGGGGCCGUGCGGCAGACUCGCCGCUCGUGGGACGCAAGGCGGUUCUGCUGAUUGGGCUUCUGGGGACCGGGCUGAGCUGCGUAGGGGUGGCGUUUAGUCUGAGCUUUGCGCAGAUGGUGGCGUGGAGGGUGCUGGGAGGGGCGGUCAACGGGACUGUGGGCGCUGCCAGGACCAUGGUCGCGGAGAGCGUGGACAAGAAGUGGCACUCGAGGGCGUUUCUACUUUUGCCGGUCGCGUUCAAUGUUGCUAACAUACUUGGUCCGGUUGUUGGGGGUGCUCUGGUGCAUCCUGUGUUGACACACCCGCGCUUGUUCGGCGGAGCGUAUGUGUCGAGUGUCCUCGAGGCUUUUCCAUACGCGCUGCCUAGUCUGCUAUGUACUGCUCUUCUCUUUGCAGAAGCUGGACUGGUCACAGUGUUCCUAGAAGAAACGCUAGCCACGAAAAGGCAUGACCGGUCGUUUGUAGAUCAGAUGACGGACAUGUAUCGUGGCGUUGUUGCGGUUCUGUCUACUCGCAACGGACAGAAUGCUCACAGCAUCCUCGAGAAGCGUGGGCCAAAUGGACACCAAUCAGCCCGGCUACCCUUCUCGAAGAUCUGGACACCGAACGUGCUAUGGACACUGCUCAGUGUCGCCAUCUUCGAUCUGCACAUGGGCGCUUUCUCCGGCCUGUGGAUCAUAUUCCUCUCGACUCCACGCCCCACACCAGAUCAAACAGCCAGAACAGACGCCGUGCACUUCACAGGCGGCCUCGCCUUCUCGCCGUCUCUCCUCGGCUCGUCGCUAGCGAUCCUGGGCAUCGUCGGCCUCGCGCUGCAAAUCCUGCUCUACCCCUGGGCAAACGCGCGCUUCGGACUCAUGCGGUGCUUCCGCUACUCCCUCCUCCUCUUCCCCCUCGCAUACGCUCUCGCGCCGUAUCUCGCGCUGCUGCCGUCGGCGACCGCGCCGCCCCAGCCGGCGUCGGGCGUGCUGAUCUGGCUCGGCAUCGUCCUCAUGCUCACGCUGCAGGUCUCUGCGCGCACGUUCGCGCUGCCGGCCUCCAUCAUCCUGGUCAACAACGCAAGUCCACACCCCACCGUUCUCGGCACUAUCCACGGUGUCGGGCAGAGCGUGAGCUCUGCGAUGCGCACGCUGGGUCCCGUGGCGGGAGGUUAUUGGUUCGGGGUUGGUUUGGAAAGGGGGAUCCUGGGGGUGGGGUGGUGGGCUAUCGCGGGCGUUAGCGCGGUGGGGUGUCUUGCGAGCCUAUGGGUGAAGAACGGGUCGGGGUAUGAGAUCGUGCUCGAGGAAAACGAGGACGAGGCCAGAAACAAAGGCUAG
This is a messenger RNA of Boeremia exigua, 1512 nucleotides long. RefSeq names its product major facilitator superfamily domain-containing protein. The transcript has a single exon. The record is from RefSeq and is a predicted model, not a curated record. Bases 1 to 1512 code for a protein of 503 amino acids. Lineage: Eukaryota; Fungi; Ascomycota; Dothideomycetes; Pleosporales; Didymellaceae. Gene Ontology annotation, molecular function: transmembrane transporter activity. Gene Ontology annotation, biological process: transmembrane transport.